AAACUGAUUUCAAAGUCGCUAAAUUACCAUCAUUGAGUAUCAGCAACAACAAACACUCUUGAAGUACAACAAAAACGAUAACCAAAAUUGCCAAUACAUACAACAGGCAGGAAAGGGUAUUUAACGCAUGGUGUGAAUCAUUUGCUGUAUAAAUAAUUAAACUCAGACAACAAUUUGGGUUGCACUACUCCAUUAAGUACAACACAGACUGAUUAAUUAAGAUGAAUCAACUGCAACCGCAGCUGCCGAAAGGUUUUACGUUGCUCGAGAAUCAGGUGGCCGGUCAUACUUUCUCACCCGACACUCAAGCCUUGGGUAUGCUGAAGGAUGAAUCAGUGGGAUGUGUAUUAAAGCCGAUGGGUAAACCACAGUGCGGUGAGAGGGAAUUGAGUUUUUACGAAAGUAUAACAAAUGCCAGUGACCCCGUAUUGGUGAAAGCUCGUGAUUUGGUGCCAAAGUUUUACAACAAACUGAAAGUGCAAGUGAAUUUCAAAGAGCAUACAUUUCUAAAAAUGGAAGAUCUCUCGCAUGGCAUGAGGAAACCUUGCAUAAUGGAUAUUAAGGUAGGCAAACGAACCUGGGAUCCAUUGGCAUCGCCACAAAAACGUCAAGUAGAAGAGCAAAAAUACUUGCACAGCAAACAAGUGUUGGGUUUAUGUUUGCCCGGAUUCCAAGUGUACAAAAAUGGUGUCUUACAAAAGUAUGGCAAAGAUUAUGGCAAACAAUUGGAUACGGCAGGCCUGCGAGACACAAUUCGCAAGUUCUUAAAUGCCGAACACAAAGUCUGCCGGCCAUUGGUGCAAGAAGUAUUAAAGCAACUUUACCGUAUACGGGAAUGGUUUAAACAUCAGACUGUCCUGCACUUCUACGCAAGUUCCUUAUUGAUUAUUUACGACUGCGAGGCCUUAGAUUUAGUACAACAAGCACAACAAAAUGGCACUUUGCUGACAAAUGGUGACGCUGAUGCACAACUUAAAUGUUCCAAUCAUAUAAACUCUAACCCACCAAAUGACGAGAAAUGCCUUGAACAUAUUACACACAAUUAUACUCAAGCCACAAUUUUGGAAGAUUUCGUAAAAGUACGAAUGAUUGAUUUUGCUCACGUGUUUCCCGCCGAAGAUGGGCAACUGGAUAGUAAUUACUUAUUUGGUUUGGAGAACCUCAUACAGAUACUUGAAGAAUUUAAUGUUUAAAGUAGUUUGUAAAUAUGUUAUCCUAAUUGGCUUUGUGGCCUUUAAGCUCCCACUUGUUAAACAAAUCAACCAAUCAAUCAACAUUGUUAGAAUUGAAUUCAUUUGAUUUGAUUGUCGUUGUACCAUUCCUUUUCAUCCAGCUCAUUACUUCAUUAUUACCAUUAAUUAGUAUUGUAGUCUUACUUAUAUGUACAUGUAUGUAUGGUAUUUAUUAUGUAAUUAGUUUGUAAAAGUUUUAUUAUUAUUAUUAAUUAUUAAACGAUAAUAACAAAGCGAGUAUGAUGAUAAACAUGUAUGUAUGUAGAUUUAAAACACGAUUGCAUAUUUAUUUUUUUUAAUUGUUGAUCAGCCGCCAUACCACAACCUCAAGUGGUUCGUUCAACCCUUUAAAAAAAUAUGAUGUCCAAUGUAACAAAAAUAAAACAAAUAAAAUUUAAUUGUGAAUAAU
This is a messenger RNA of Calliphora vicina (urban bluebottle blowfly), 1641 nucleotides long. It is a transcript of the gene Ipk2, whose product is annotated as Inositol phosphate kinase 2. NCBI's taxonomy places the organism in Eukaryota, Metazoa, Arthropoda, Insecta, Diptera, Calliphoridae. Gene Ontology annotation, cellular component: cytoplasm; nucleus. Gene Ontology annotation, biological process: inositol phosphate biosynthetic process. The transcript has a single exon. The record is from RefSeq and is a predicted model, not a curated record. Gene Ontology annotation, molecular function: inositol tetrakisphosphate kinase activity; inositol-1,4,5-trisphosphate 3-kinase activity. The coding region runs from base 222 to 1193 and encodes 323 amino acids.